AUGCAAAAAUUCAAAGAGUGGCUUAAGCCAUUUUCUGAUUAUUUUCUUAAUGGUUUCUCUGACACUUUUCAAUUAUUACUUGAUAAUUUUCUUGGGGACUAUCUUGAAGAUCCAAAAUAAUUGAAUAUGGGUACUUUACUUAAAGGAGUGGAAAUGUUAAAACUAAACAAAACAUUUAUUAAUUAACUUCUAGGUUAAAGUCUUUUUACACUUUAAGAAGCAUACAUAAGUAAUUUAUGAAACUGAUAUUAAAAGAAUCUAUUAAAGUAGCAAAUUUAAAGUUUGAGGCUAGUGGAGUUAAAUUAGUAUUUGCACUUGUGAAAGAAAUUAAUAUAAAUGAAUUAAAAGAAUAUUUAGAUAAAACUGAAGAAGCAAAACUUAAAGAGAUCUAAAAGCUCAGUUAAUUGGCUUAAUUAAGAGAAGAAGUUUAUAAACAUUCAGAAUUUGAAUAGAGUGUAGACUUAAAUAAAUCUUUGGGACCUUAAACAGGACUUAUUCAAUUUUUAGGUUUGGUUGAUACUUUAUUAAGUAAUUCAUCUAUUACAAUAAAUAAUAUUGAAAUUAUUCUAAUAGCAGAAGGUGGAAAAUAAUAUGAAUUCCAAAUUCAUCAUACUAAUAUUAAUUUUUAGAAGCAAAAUCUAAAGUAUGUUUCUAUUUCAUAAAUAGUAAUUUACUUUUUAUAAGCUUUGGAAUAGAUCAGAUAGAGUUAAAGUUACAAAAUGAAUAGAUUGCUUUGAUAGAAAAUGCAUUAAAAUUUGAGAUGAUUGUAGAAACAAAGAAUGGUAGAAUUAAUACAAAGGUAGAUGGAAAGAUAUCAUCUUUAGAUAUUGUACUUAAUACUAAAUAAAUAUAAAAUCUAUUAUCUACAGCUCAAAAAUGUUUAUAAUUAACUGAUGAAUUAAAUAAAAUUAUAAUUGAUUUAAAAGGAGAACAAUUAGUAGAAUUUGAUGAUGAUGAAGAAGAUUUAUAAAAAUUAGAAAAAACAGAUGUUUCUAUAUUGAAUUCUUAAAUAUCUAAUAAAAAGAAUUAACAAAUUAAAAUUAUUCCAAAUUAAACAUAUAUGGAUACUCUUAAUAAUAAUUUAUAAUAAUCAAUAGCUUAACAUCCUAUUCCAUAAAAUUAAGAAAAAUAAUUUAUUGAAUUUUCUUAGAGUAUUUUUAAUACUUCACUUCAAUAAUUAGAUCUUGGAAAAAAAAGUGUGAAAAAUUAAACUGAAACAUUUAAAUUUUUAUUUGAUGGUAUUAGAAUAGCUGUAUGUGAAAAUUCUUAAUAGUUUCCAAAAUUAAAAGGUAGGUUCUUUUAAGAUCUUGAAAGUCAUUUCUUUAUUGAAAUUAUAAUGAUAUAGGGUAGCUAUCAUAAAGAUAAUAUAAACCUUUAAAUAUAAAAAAUUGGAGCUCACAGAAUUAGAGCAGAUUCUAAUAAUGGAUUUAAUAUAAUUUAAAGUUAAGAACUUUUUAAGAGUUGUUAAGAAAACCCUAAAUUUUAAUUCUAUGUUACACCUGUAAUAAUGAUGGGAUUACGAGAAUAGAGUAGAUUUGAGUAAGAAUAUGCAAUAUAUAUAUUUGAUAAACUUUAAGAGUAAUGUAAAUAAGAUUAAGCAUUAUAAAUAUCUGUUUAAAUCUAUCAAGGUAAAAAUAGAGAAAAGUUUUAUAUGGUAAAUAUCUAAGUAUCAGACUUUAUUGGUUCAUUUAAUCAUGAAUUAUGUUUAAAUUUAUUGUAAUAUAUACCUAAAAGUGAAGUCUAACAAUUACCAAUUGAAGAAGUCAAAAAACCAUCCAUGUAUGGAUUUGACAUUAAAAUUCCAUAUGUUAGUUUUAAUUAUUUCAUAAAUAAUAAACCUAUAUGGUUUAGAAUCAAAGAUAUUAAACUCAAAUAAAGUCCAGUCAAAAAAUUUUCACAUAAAUUAGGAGUUUUAGAACCUUUUGAAGGAAUCCCUAAAGAUGAAAAUCCCUUAUAAUUCAUUUGUAUCUCUUUCUUCUCAAUUUGGAUUGAAUUUUCUGGAUAAAAUAUAGUAACAGUUGGAUAGAAUGUAAUUGAUGAUUUACAAAUAUAUCCAUUAAUUUAUAUAAGUAUUUAAGAAAAGAAAGAUAUAAAGAAAAAUAAUAACUAAGAUUUAAGAGAUUCAGUAAAAUAUAGAUAAUAGAAGAGUUAAACACUUAUUAGAGGAUCACUUCCUUUAGUUGAUGUUCAUAUAACAUAGGAUCUACUAUAUUGGUUAAUUUCAUUAAAUUAAUAUAUUAAUAGUCAAUAAAAUUAAAUGAAUAACAAGAAACCAUAACAUUAAUUAAAAGAGAAAUAAUUUACAUAUAUAUAGUUAUCUAUUGAAUCCUCAUCUUUAAUUAUUUAGGAUCAUUUAAAUAAAGAUUUAUUAUAAUUGGAUUUAGAAAAGAUUACUUUUAUAUCUGCUAAAUAAACUAUUUUACUAAUUCAAAAUAUAUUACUUAUAGAUAAUUAAUGUCCUUUAGUUAAAUAUAAUAGAAAUAUACUCUAAUAAUAAGUUAAGAAAUUCUCUGCUAUUUAAAUUAUAUUAUAUAGAAUAAAUUCAAAUUAAUUUAAUUCUUAAAUUAUUUCUGCAGGAUCAAAAAAAUUAUAUUCAAAACCAAUUGAAGUAGAUUUUGAAAAUUAUAUUUUUAAAUUGUAACUUGGUAAAAUGAUGAAAAUAUCUAUUCAGAAUAUUUGUCUAAGAAUAUCUGAUUUUAAAUUUACUUCUUUUAAAAAGUUAAAUCCCAUUCUAUAACACUUCCAAAUUAAUUCAUAGAAGAAAUAAUCAGAAAAUAUAUAAUAGAUUUAGUAAGAAAAAGAAAUGGAGAUUGAAAUUAAAGUUCGUAAAAACUUAUUUUUGGAUAUAUUUCCAAUUAAUGAAGUUGAAGAACUAUCUAAUUAAGGAUUAUAAACUAUUAAAGAAUUCUCUAAUAGCAGAGCUUUAAUUCAUAUUGAAGAUUUAAUUUAUACUAAAAAGCUGUAAUUAUCAAAAGUUGAAUUAUAUGUAUGUAGGUAAAAUGGAUUUGAGUUUUAAUGUCCUUUAAUUCUUGAGGGUUAUUUUAAUAAAUUAAGUGUUUUUUAGUUUACAUCAGUACUUUCAAUUAAUUAAAUUAGUUUUUUUGAAAAUAUUUUAAGAAUAGAUUUGAUCUAAGCAAAUUUUAGAUUUGAUAUUAUUUAAACUAUUCUAGAAAUCAAUGAAGAAUUAUAACCUUAUAUUCCUUAAACAGUUCCUUAAGAUGCUACAAAAAAUGAAUAUUUUAUCUAAUAGGAUCUAUCCAAAUCACUAAUAGAAGGAGAAUAAUUAGAUAAUAAAAUUGAAAUAAUGAUAGGCCAGUUACUUAUGCAUUUGGAAGAAGGACAUACAUUUUAUUAAAUGCCUCUUUAUAUGGAAAAUACGAGUGAUUAAGAUAAAAAUUUUGUAGAAGAGCUAAAAGAUUAUGUUAAUUAAUCUGAUUUACCUUUCAAAAAGAUAUUAGACACAGUUAGUUUGAAUUUUACAAAUAUACAUUUAUAAAUAGAAUUAUAUGCCAAAGGAUAAACUGGUAUUAAAUUCUAAUCUCAUUUUGAAAUUGAAGAUAAAAUUUAAGAUUCUAAAUUUAAACUUAUAUUAAGUCCAGAUAUAGAAUCAUUUAGUUCUGAUUAUAAAAGUAUUCCAAUAUAAAUUGGUUUAAUCUUAGAAAAUUAAACUUACACAGCAUUUAUAUCUAUUGCUCCUAUGAGAAUUUGUAUAUCUGGAGCUUUCCUUUAAUUUGUUUUCAAUUUCUAAAAUAGUUAAAGUUGGAUUCAAAAGAAAAUAUAUGAAGAUUAAAUUCAAAUUUUUAAUUCUGUUAAAAAAUCACCCUAAAUUUGGUUGAAGAGUCUAUAAAUUAUUGAAACAUGUCUUAAUCUUUCAUAUGACUCUUAAGGAUUAUAAAUGGAUGAUCUAUUAAAAGGUUUAUUAAAAUGUAGUUCAUUUUAUGAUUUAUAAAUACCAAUCAAAUACAUGAACACAUAAAUUCAAGGAACUCCUGAAGAUGUAAUAAAUUGUGUUAUAACAUAAUUAUAAACAUCAUUAGGUUCUAAAUUAAUGAUAGCUGGUAAAGCAUUAACUAGUUUAGAAGCUUUCUCAGCUGUUACUAAUCUAGUAAAAGGUACUUUAAAUUUACUUCUAAAACCACUGGAAGAAGGUUUAUUUAAAGGAACUAAAAAAGGAGUCUAAGAAUUUUCUAAUUCUUUAGUAUUUGCCUUGCUCAAAACCUUAAAAGUUCCUUCAUCAGUGAUAAUAAAAGGAGGUGAAACAGUAGGAUUAUAAUCUUUGACUCUACCAUUUAGAUUCGUUAAUGAAAGAAGCAAUUAAAUAUUAGAUAAAAUAAGUCCUUCAAUAAUACCAAAAAGAUUCUUAAAACGAUAUUGA
Molecule: messenger RNA, 4375 nt
Organism: Paramecium pentaurelia
Lineage: Eukaryota; Ciliophora; Oligohymenophorea; Peniculida; Parameciidae
Source: the annotation of a GenBank genome assembly